AUGUUCAAGAAACGGAGCGUGAAGCAGGAGCAGAAGCGAAAACGCGAGUCGGAGGAGACAGACGAUGUGGGCGAGGUGGUAAAGAAGGGCAAGACGGAAAAAAAAGGCCUUGACACCCCUGCGAUGGCGGAAGGCAAGAAAGAGAGCGAGCCUAACGUUAUCAGGCAGGAGAUCAAGAAAGAACAGGACGCGGAAAACCGAUCAGAGGACCAAGAGGACCAAUCUAAGGACAUUGCGGGAAAGAAACCGCAAAGAUACAACAUCAAACAAUUGUCCUCUAGCAUCAAGACCAACACAGUGAUAGAUUACCAACCAGAUGUUUGCAAGGACUUUCUUAAAAAUGGCUACUGCGGAUAUGGAGAUACGUGCAAGUUUUUGCACUACAGAGAUGAGUUUAAGGUGGUCAAGAACCCGAAAAAGAGAGAAUGGGAGGAGGUGAUGAAGAAGAAUAAAAGAUUCUAA
Messenger RNA from Ogataea haglerorum, 462 nucleotides. RefSeq lists its product as uncharacterized. The record is from RefSeq and is a predicted model, not a curated record. Lineage: Eukaryota; Fungi; Ascomycota; Pichiomycetes; Pichiales; Pichiaceae. The coding region runs from base 1 to 462 and encodes 153 amino acids. Gene Ontology annotation, cellular component: U2-type spliceosomal complex. Gene Ontology annotation, molecular function: metal ion binding. The transcript has a single exon. Gene Ontology annotation, biological process: snoRNA splicing.